AUGACUGAUACGAAUGAAGUGGUGGAGAAAGCCUUUGGAUAUCCAGAGACCACUCUUUCUGUCGCACAGGAUCCUGAAUUUGAGGCCAUCAUUGACGACAGAGAAUCUGACACGGAUGCUGCUAUCAAACGAAGACAAUCUAAUCUUACCAGCGACAUUAUACCGGAAUUGAACGGACCACCAUUCUUGAGUAUCAACGUCACGCCAACCAUAUCGCUUCCAGGAACAGGGUUUCGCGCGAAGGAAAAUAGCACUCGGUGGACCAUAUCGGAAACUCACUAUUCUGGGACUGACGAGUUUGCAAAGUCGUAUACAUUUACGGAUAGAAGGCCGGCCAUCUUCCAUCUUACACCCCGGGACGUACAUCGCUGGCAGCUGGCAAGGGAAGCUUUGGACAAAUACCAUUUAAAGAAGCCAGAUACGGACCUUGAUCUCGUGACCAUAAAACCCAUUCCAGAAACCAAUGAUCUGUUGGGCCCAGACCACAAGCCCACUGCAUGGGCGUACUUAGGCUUCUCACUCGUGGCAGCUGGCUAUGGUGGUCUGCACACAGUGGCAUGGAAUGCCCACUUUCCAAGCCAUCGAGAGUGUAAGCUGUGGCGUGUCUCAGCAAUUGCGAUAACAAGUCCAGCCGCUCUAUGCUUGGUCUUGUUGCUGAUUCAGCAUGCUGUCAACUGGACGAUGUUUCUAUAUCGGUUCUGCCGUUCCAGAUUCUCGCGCAACAGUGCAUCAGCCCCAAAGCACACAUCACUGCUCGAUUUCUCUGCUAUGCUGGAAAAUACGGAGUGGGGAGAACCUGGCUUCUCAUCAUCAAUCACUCUAGAUGUCUUCCUGUUCAUAGUCAGUAAAGCGGUUAUUCUAGCCAUCAUUCUCUUCAGCAUGCUGUACAUUGCUGCCCGAGGAUAUCUUGUAUAUGAGAGCUUUAGGACUGUGUUUUACUUACCCAAGGAUGCUUAUAAGACGACCGGCUGGACACAAUAUAUACCGCACAUCACAUAA
Molecule: messenger RNA, 999 nt
Organism: Bacidia gigantensis
Lineage: Eukaryota; Fungi; Ascomycota; Lecanoromycetes; Lecanorales; Ramalinaceae
Exons: 2
Coding region: 1-999 (332 amino acids)
Source: RefSeq, a predicted model, not a curated record